AUGCUUAACGCUGGUAUAUUCAUAUUAAGUUCCUGUCUUACUCUGGCAGUGGCGUACGGGACGAGCACUGACUCCACAGGCAAGCGACAGUACCGGAUUCAGAAUGGCCAGUGCAGCUACACCUUUCUGCUGCCCGAACAGGAGAACUGCAGAAACUCGCCCAGCACCUACAGCAACCUGGUCCAGAAAGACGACCCAGCCGAAUACGAUGACUCCAUGCAGAGACUGGAGCAGUUGGAGAACAUCAUGGAAAACAACACCCAGUGGCUUCUAAAGCUGGAAAACUACAUCCAGGAGAACAUGAGGUACGAUGUGGCCCAAAUUCAGCGCAACGCGGUGCACAACCACACAGCAGCAAUGAUUGAGUUUGGGACCAACCUGCUCAGUCAGACGGCAGAGCACACACGAAAGCUGACAAAUGUGGAAGCACAGGUUAUAAAUCAAACAACACGGCUUGAACUUCAGCUUCUUGAGAAUUCACUGUCAACGAAUAAACUGGAAAAACAGCUCCUUCUCCAGACAAAUGAAAUAAGCAAAUUGAGUGAAAAGAACAGUUUCCUGGAGAAGCGUGUGGAGGAGAUGGAGGGGCAGAGGCUGGUGGAGCUGAAUAGCCUGAGGGAGGAGAAAGAGCAGCUCAAGCAGCUGGUUCAGAGACAGACUGAUGUCAUCAAGGAGCUGGAGCAGCAGUUGCUCCACGCUACCUCCAACAACUCCGCCCUGCAGCGACAACAACAGGAGCUGCAGGAGACCGUCAACAAUCUAAUCGACACCAUCUCUGUCCCCACCCUGAGAAAGUCAGCCAUGAUGCAAGACACUCCUAUGCAGUACAAAGACUGUGCAGCAGUGUUUAAAUCAGGGAACACAGAGAGUGGUGUGUACACUUUGACCUUACCGAACACUACCCAACAGAUCAAGGCUUACUGUGACAUGGAGACAGAUGGAGGAGGAUGGACAAUACUGCAGAAACGAUUCAAUGGCAAUGUUGACUUUCACCGGACGUGGAAAGAGUACAAAACGGGGUUUGGAGACACAGCAGGUGAACACUGGCUGGGAAACGAGUACAUCUCUCUACUGACCAAUGAACAGCCGUAUAUCCUCCGCGCUGAUCUCAUGGACUGGGAGGGAAACUCAGCUUUCUCCCAGUAUGACCAGUUCUCUCUCAGCAGUGAAGCACAGAAUUACAGGAUACACCUUAAAGGUUACAGUGGAACAGCAGGCAAAAUCAGUAGCCUUGGUCAGCCAGGAAGUGAUUUUAGCACAAAGGAUGCAGACAAUGACAAAUGUGUUUGCAAAUGCUCUCAACUGACCUCAGGAGGCUGGUGGUUCGACGCCUGCGGCCCCUCCAACCUCAACGGAGUGUAUUACCAGCUGGGACAGAACACUAAUCGCUUCAAUGGGAUAAAAUGGUACUAUUGGAAAGGCUCAGGCUACUCACUGAAAGCCACUACAAUGAUGAUGAGACCAGCAGACUUCUGACACUCAGAUAGCCUUACUCUCUGAGGGUGAAUUAUGCCAAGCCAGCUUUCAAACUCCUUCAGUUUGCCACUAUAUGGCGGGGAGAAAACAAAACCUGACUUCAACACAUCUAUCUCUUCAACAUAUGGAAAAUGGAGGUUUGAAAUUUUUGUGCUCUUGGUUCUAUAGUGUAAA
Messenger RNA from Chanos chanos (milkfish), 1650 nucleotides. It is a transcript of the gene angpt2a, whose product is annotated as angiopoietin 2a. The record is from RefSeq and is a predicted model, not a curated record. NCBI's taxonomy places the organism in Eukaryota, Metazoa, Chordata, Actinopteri, Gonorynchiformes, Chanidae. Bases 1 to 1476 code for a protein of 491 amino acids. Gene Ontology annotation, biological process: blood coagulation. The transcript is spliced from 9 exons.